UGGCCUCGACGUUGAUCCCGUUCCAAGAUUUUUACAGCAACGCCGAUAUUCCUGUUUAUAUGUAAUAUUUACCGUGGAAUAAUUUGUGAUGAUGUUCUCAAACAGGCCAUGGAUUUGAUGAAGACGAAUUUGUGUGCUCGUGGGAGCUUUGCACUGAUGCAAGAGGCGCUUACAUGCUGAAAAUCAUGCUUAAAUCUAAAGGGAUUGAGAUGGAAGUUGAUACUAAAAGACAUUGGUAAUAGGAAUAUGAGUUCCUAGACUUGUCAGAUGUGAAAGAAGCGGAAUUGUGCAGCCUGCAGUGUGCACUCUUCGAGCGGCUACCCGUGUCGCCCUCAGUACCUAACUCCGGUCGAGGCGACCCUGCUAUAGAUAUCUCAUCGUGUUCAUCGAGCACGACGGGCACAGCAGGCGCAGCAACCGUGUCGAGCAGCCUGGACAGCCUGUCGGGCGGCGAGUGCGAGAUGGCGCCCCACUCGCCGCAGCGGGGCGCGCCGCCGCCGCACGCGCCGCCGCCCUACCAACAGCCCCCACCGCCCUACGUGCAACCGCCACCCCACCAGUGGCCUGUGGCGCCGCCAAACGUAUACGUUAGCCAGGUGACUGCUAACGUGAAUGUGCAUGGUUACAUGGGCCAGUACUACCAGCCACCACAGCCGCAGUACGUACCGCCGCCACCGCAGGUGGAACGGCCGCAGCGCAACCACCGUCGCGACCGCCGAGCUAAACGUCCGCCGUCCCCACCGCCGCAGCAACCUCCGCCCUACUAUUUGCAGUACCCGCAAUACUACCACCCCGCAGCACAGGCACAAGGUGCGCCACUUUACCAUAUGCCUAUGUAUCAACCAGUUGUAUAUGGUCCCUACGCGUAUCCGCCUUACGCGUAUCCUGAGUAUCCUAUGCCAGUGGAGGGCGAACCUGGAGAGAAGGGUCCCGAAGAAUACUCCCAGGAAGCUGUAAUGGAGCAGGAAGCAGUUGACGCCUACUAUGGAGGAGCACACUACGCUGGCCCACCGUACGGUCCGCCUGUUGAUGGUGGUGUAGAGUAUAUGCCGCCGAUGUACCUUCCGCCUCCACCACACCCGCCGCCCGUCCAUAUGCCCCAGCCUUCGCAUCAAUCUACACCACAUCAAUUCAAUGUAUAUGCAAAGAACUUUGUACAGGGACAGGGUCAAACCAAAUCUUACACACCUCCUGAAAAGACUCAGGACCAGAAAACUCCUCCAGCGUCUACUUCGGCUUCUGCUGCCGGGGCCUCUGCAGACUCGAUAUCCUUGAAAGACCUUAAAAUUAGCAAGGGUCCCGGGAGCCCGAAACAGAGCGAGCGCCCCCUAGAGAACCAAGCAAAACCACCGAUCGUCAGCGAUAAAUCUCCCACUUCUAAAACCGACACUGCCAAACCGGCCUGGGUACAGAGCGAGAAUAAGUCUCCAGAGGCGUUGAUCGGAAAUCAGCCACCACUCGCCACAAAAACAUUCCCACCAAUAGCAUCGGCGCACGCACAAGCCGCAGCCAGCGUUAAAGUACCUCCAGUCAUCAGUAAAACAAACAAAGGCCCAGCGGCGCCAUUCUCUGGAGCCAAACAACCACCCAAACCGACUGUACCCCAGACGGGCGCCGUUCCUGUCCAACAGACCGUCUCCACGCCUAAGGCACCCUUUGCCAACAGACAGAAACGUGAGGGCACCACUAACCGCUCGCCGUCCAGCGAAAACACAGAAAUCUGUGAGAAGUCGAUCACGCCGAUGGAUCACUCGAAGCGCGAACAACCGCUGCCGCCCAGUAAGGCGCCAAUGCCGAUCUCGAUCACGCUGCACUCGCAGGGUCAGCCGCUGAUCGUGACCAAUAAGUCGCCGUUCGGGCGUCAGAAGGUGGCGCUACCAGAGCCACCGCCCAUACCGCAACCGCCGCCGCCCGCGCCCACCGCGUCGGAUUUCCCCCCACCGCCAACGCCACGCAACACCCGCGGAGAACCGGUGCCGCAGCCCGUGGUACAGGCUACCCCCGCACUCGGUAAGACCUGGGCCAGCCUGUUCUCCAGCAAACCCAGCCCGCAGCCGCAGGCGCCCGCGCCCGAAGAGCCACCAAGCCCCACGAGCCUGGCACCUCCGCCUCCCGCCGGCGUACAAAAACCUGUGGCGAAAGUGUCGCCCUACGACGCAUCGCCCGUGCAGCCUGCGCCCGACAAGGGCUCCGUCGCCCCUCGCACCACCACCGUCCCCGUCGUGUCCUACUCAGAGAAGACGUCGGUGAACGCGGUGAGCGGCGCCAGCGCAUCUCCUGCGCCCAAACCGGCUCCUGCGCAGCCCCCCGUGGACGCUGCAGCACCCACCCCGAAGGAGCCUACUCCGGCGGUGGCUGUUCCGCCCUCGCCCUUCUCUGAUGACCCCAAUUCCUAUAGGAUGGGAGAGUUUUUGUCAAAGUACCAACUGGACAAUCGACCAGUAACCCUCCUGCCGCGUGGCCUCACCAACCGCUCCAACUACUGCUACGUCAACGCCAUCCUCCAGGCACUGAUCGCCUGCCCUCCUUUUUACAACAUGCUCAAGGCUCUGCCUUAUCAGACUCGACGUGGAAAAUCUAGCACACCUGUUAUUGACUCCAUGGUAGAGCUAUGCUAUGAGUUCAGCCCAAUAGCACCCGGAGCGCGCAACACUCGCGGUUCUCGCGGCGAAGGCACAUCCCCCGUAGUGCCAGCUGGACCCCCUUUGGAAGGUGGCGCUGGCUUAAAAGUCCUCCGCGCCUUACGACCCUUCCCCGGUUCACAAGAAGGCCGGCAAGAGGACGCCGAAGAGUUCCUUGGCUGUCUGCUCAACUCCUUGAAUGAUGAAAUGCUAGAGCUAAUGAAGCUCUUUGAACCGGAUGAGCCCAAGGAGGCUACUGGACAGCCGAACGGAGUCAUUACUCAAGAACAACCACAGGAAGAAGACGACGAUGAUGAUGAGUGGAAGGUGAUGGGCCCACGCAACCGCGGCGCCGUGGAGCGGCGCUGGGCGGCGCGGCGCACGCCCGUGGCCGACAUCUUCCGCGGGCGCACGCGCACGCGCCUGCACCGCGCCGCGCACGCCGCGCCGCACCUGCACGACGUCACCGACGCCGUGCAACCCUUCUUCACGCUGCAACUCGACAUCGAGCGAGCAAACUCUGUAAAGGAUGCCUUAGAGCUCUUAGCUGGUAAAGAUACUCUAGAAGGCGUGUCAGACGCAUGGCAGCAGUUGUCCAUAGAACAAUUGCCGGUGGUGCUAUUGCUGCAUCUUAAGUGCUUUCAACUGGACUCCGAGGGACACACUGCCAAGAUUGUCAAAAGCGUUGACUUCCCUAUCGAUUUGAAGAUUGAUCCCAAAAUAAUGGCAUCAAAGAUGAAGUACACAUCGAAACAGCGUCUGUACAAACUGUUCGCCGUUGUGUACCACGAGGGCGUGGAGGCCGUCAAGGGGCACUACCUCACCGACACCUACCACGGACAGGCUGGCUGGAUCAGAUAUGACGACUCUACAGUGAACCAAGUGACCGAUGCUCAGGUUCUGAAACCAAAACCACCGCGUAUGCCGUACCUCCUGAUGUACCGUCGCCAAGACACGCUCCCGAUACCGCAUCGUGCCGCUGGCAAGCCCGAGUGAGUGUUACCUCACAGGCUAACGGACAGUUUGCAAACUGCUGGAUUUUUAAGUGUACCUAACGUCCGACCCAUAUUUCGCAUGUACCAUUCAAUAACACAGAGUUUUCUCUGGAGCGCACAAUCAUUAAUGGUACCCAGGAGACGCACAAAUGGAAACGAGUGGUGUUUGGAAAAUGAAUUUGUUAAUUUUAGGCUUCAUAUUUAUAGAAGAUUUACUCAGAAUCAAUAUAUGUCUGCAGAAAAGUUUAAAUGUAAUGUUGGGGUAAACAUUUAAAGAUUCAGCAAGUUUAGUGUGAACAGUGAAGAGAAUACUUGGUAUUCAGUGUAAAUAGACUAGUAAAGACUUAUACUGUGCCUGUCCUAGACUUGUUGCAGCACAACGAAAAUGUACGUAAUGUAAGUAUACAUUGUUCUGUGUAGAUAUGUACUGUUGACAGAGUGUAAAGGAAUAGACAGAUGUCAGUAAUGCUAGCUUCCUCAAUGACUGUAUCUUCAAACAUCAUUGGUCCUAACCUAUGUACCAGAUAUAGCAUUAAAUGCUGACAAUUCGCACUCUACAACUUUGUAUCGUAAAUGUAAAUUUUUCUUUUCAUAAAUAUUAUUAGUGUAGUUUUAAUGUUAAAACUGUAAAUUCUUACAAUUACAGUUGUAUAAAGUACAAAAGAAGUUUGGUAUCUAUCACGUUAGAUGGACAUCUAAGAUUACUAUGAUUAAAUUUUUAUUGAAAACACUCAUUUAUUCGUACAUAAAAAUUUUUUCACAAUUGUAUAGUAACUUUGUAAAUAUUAACAACUUGUAUGUAGGUUGACGGGGACAGAUUU
Messenger RNA from Hyposmocoma kahamanoa, 4437 nucleotides. It is a transcript of the gene Usp10, whose product is annotated as proline-rich extensin-like protein EPR1. Bases 462 to 3617 code for a protein of 1051 amino acids. Gene Ontology annotation, cellular component: nucleus; cytosol. Gene Ontology annotation, molecular function: cysteine-type endopeptidase activity; cysteine-type deubiquitinase activity. The transcript is spliced from 11 exons. NCBI's taxonomy places the organism in Eukaryota, Metazoa, Arthropoda, Insecta, Lepidoptera, Cosmopterigidae. The record is from RefSeq and is a predicted model, not a curated record. Gene Ontology annotation, biological process: protein deubiquitination; DNA damage response, signal transduction by p53 class mediator; regulation of autophagy.